AUGAAAAAUCUUCAUAAUGAAAAUAGUGGUUUAUUCCAAUCAUGUUUAGAGAAUAUAGAAGACUAUUUUGUACUUGAUUUAACCAAGUUGGCUUCAAAUGGUUACUUUACCGAUUUAGUAGAAUGUCUUGGGGAUAAACUGAAAUUCUUAUGCUUGACUUUACCACCUAAAGGUUUGAAUGUUUCAAAUGAGGAUAUUAUUGUAAGUACUCCUAUUGGAAUGUUUAGUUCAAACCAGCUAAGGAAGUUGGCAUUCAUUGUGGAAAAUCUUGUUAUUUUAGAAGAAUUGAAGUUUUUCAAAUUUUUUGAUUUUUUUGUUUCGUUCUCAAAUAAAGAUCCAACAAAAAAAGAAUAUUUUUUAUUAGAUUUGACUAAAAGUUACGGAUUCAAGUCAGAUUUGCAGGAACCAAAUAUUUUAAUCGAAACUAUAUAUCAAAAAAAUUUAGACAAUUUAGAGUUAAGUGAGGCGUUAAAACCACUAAUUCACGGUACUAUUAAAAAAAAAAUAAAUGUUAUGCAAGGUUUGUUAGAUCAUUUUACUAAAAAUACUAAUUUAUUAAUUGACCAAGUUAUGGAUAAAUUUGAUGAAAAAUCAAUUAAUUUGAAUAAAAGACUAGAGACUGCACAAAACAAAAUAUUGUUACAAGAAGCAAAGGUAAAUCGUCUGAAUGAAAUAGCCUGGAAAAUUAUUAAACAAUUUGGUGAAAUGAAAGAAUUGGACUUUUCUGAAUGUGAGACGAUUUUUUGUAUCGAUAAAGGCGAGGAACAAUCUGAAGGAAAACUCAAUAGAGAAAUACUAACACUCCAAGAAGCACUUCAAAUAAGAAAAUCACAUGGUGGGGAGGGCCUACCCGAAGAUUUUGAAUCGCCUGAAAAAUUAUUGCAGUUUGGAAGAAUUGAAGGAGGGGCUCCAAAUAACAUUGUAGAUGAAAUUGGUUUAUGGGAAAAAGAAGUCAUUUCGAGAAACCUUCAAAAUGGCAUUUGGGAUCCAAUAAAAAACGAUGCAGACUUAAACCAUAUGCACCUCCGAAAGAUUGACUGGAUACAAAACGAUGUCGUGCAUCCUGCAUUUAGAGAACUAAUACAAUUAAGGACAAGUGGCAAGUUAAAAGAUGAAAUAAAAAAUAAGAUAGAAAUGAAUACAGAAAAUAAAAUAUAUGAUCCAAUUUCUGAAUAUACAAUUAAUAAGCUAAAUAGAAUAGACAAUAUAAAAGCUGGAAAUAUUAAUCAUUCACCAACUGUAUUUAGUUACUUAGGAAGGCCAAUUCCAAAGUUGUCUCAUCAAGAAAUGCCGUAUAUUCCAAAACAGAAAAUAAUUGAAAGUAUACAGCAUUCCAUGAAUACAGAGGUGUCAAAGAAUAAUAAAUGGAAGAGUUACGGAAGACCAAUAGUAAAAAGGGAGAUGAAAUUAAAGACUUCUGAAGGAUUAAAAAUUGAGCCGUUAAAUGCAAAAUUGAGUAACUUUGAUAUUUCGAGUAAAGAUGUUUAUAAUAUACUGCUUUAG
Messenger RNA from Cryptosporidium ubiquitum, 1503 nucleotides. RefSeq lists its product as uncharacterized. NCBI's taxonomy places the organism in Eukaryota, Apicomplexa, Conoidasida, Eucoccidiorida, Cryptosporidiidae. The transcript has a single exon. Bases 1 to 1503 code for a protein of 500 amino acids. The record is from RefSeq and is a predicted model, not a curated record.